Messenger RNA from Pseudoliparis swirei, 789 nucleotides. RefSeq names its product complement component 1, q subcomponent-like 3a (gene c1ql3a). The record is from RefSeq and is a predicted model, not a curated record. Gene Ontology annotation, molecular function: protein binding. NCBI's taxonomy places the organism in Eukaryota, Metazoa, Chordata, Actinopteri, Perciformes, Liparidae. Bases 25 to 789 code for a protein of 254 amino acids. The transcript has 2 exons.
GCAGCAGGGGUCCUGGGGGUUGUGAUGGUCCUGGUUCUGGUGAUUCUCAUCCCGGUCCUGGUAAACUCCGCGGGGUCCGCGGCGCACUACGAGAUGCUCGGCACCUGCCGGAUGGUGUGCGACCCGUACAGCACCAAGUCUCCGACCAGCACCGUCACGCCGGCGGACGCGGUCCGGGACAACAGCCUCGUGGAGUCUUUACCCACGUUCAUCCAGGGUCCCAGAGGGGAACCGGGUCGUCCGGGUAAGGCGGGUUUGAGGGGACCUCCCGGUGAGCCCGGUCCGGCGGGGCCACCGGGAGAGAAGGGUGUACCGGGUAGAUCUGGGUUACCGGGACCCGCGGGACCCGGCGCGGCCGCCGGUGCCAUCAGCGCGGCCACGUACAGCACCGUGCCCAAGAUCGGCUUUUACGCGGGGCUGAAGAAGCAGCACGAGGGCUACGAGGUGCUGAAGUUCGACGACGUGGUGACCAACCUGGGGAACCACUACGACCCGACCACCGGCAAGUUCACGUGCUCCAUCCCGGGGAUUUAUUUCUUCACGUACCACGUCUUGAUGCGCGGAGGGGACGGCACGAGCAUGUGGGCCGACCUGUGCAAAAACAACCAGGUGCGUGCCAGUGCCAUCGCCCAGGAUGCGGACCAGAACUACGACUACGCCAGUAACAGCGCCGUGCUGCACCUGGAGCCCGGAGACGAAGUCUACAUCAAACUGGACGGAGGCAAAGCUCACGGAGGCAACAACAACAAGUACAGCACCUUCUCUGGAUUCAUCAUCUACGCCGACUAG